This is a messenger RNA of Guillardia theta CCMP2712, 320 nucleotides long. RefSeq lists its product as hypothetical. The transcript is spliced from 3 exons. The coding region runs from base 59 to 298 and encodes 79 amino acids. NCBI's taxonomy places the organism in Eukaryota, Cryptophyceae, Pyrenomonadales, Geminigeraceae. The record is from RefSeq and is a predicted model, not a curated record.
CAAGGAACCAGGCAGACUCAACUUUCUGCUAACCCAUACGCUUCGUCUCCACGAUCAGAUGUGUCAGCGCGCUCGCAGCCUUCUCGAUCGUCGUCUGCGGCAAAGAGCACUCAAGUCACGUCGUGGGUUAAGGAGGACUCCUGGUUAUCUCAGCGGUAUGGGAGAAAACGUUUCGACAGACCGAGGACCGCACAGUUGCCCCUUGGUGCGGCCUCAGCGCCGUUUGGGAUCAGCCUGGAUUGACCGGCCACUUCAAGUUCUCAGGCGCGAUCGUAGCCUUAGUGCCUCGGACUCGUAACACAUGAUAAGUUCCGAAACUU